AUAAAAUGUAAUGUAAUAUUAUGAUAUGUAGAAAUUAAGAAAGACGGAGAGAGAUGGAGGUGAUGGAUUAUGUCGGCCAAAUUUGGAUUUAUCUUAAAGGCAGAUUAACGUGGCGGCCGUGCCCAGACGACAGAAUAGCAGCCAAGUAGGAAACAAAGACACCAAACCAAAUCUUUAACUUGGUACUUUUAGUUGUUAAAAUUAACCAUGGAAGGAGGGUGCUGUACAUCGUCAACAAGUACUCCAAGUUCAACUUCAACAGCAACCACAGAGAAACGGAAGCAUAGCAGGCAACAAAACCAAGAGAAGCCAUACAGAGGGAUAAGGAUGAGGAAGUGGGGUAAGUGGGUAGCAGAAAUUAGAGAACCAAACAAGAGGUCUAGGAUUUGGCUUGGGUCCUACUCAACACCAAUAGCUGCAGCUCGUGCUUACGACACGGCUGUUUUCUAUCUGCGAGGCCCUUCUGCUAGGCUUAAUUUCCCUGAUUUGAUAUACCAAGAAGAUGAGCUGCGAGAUGUGUCUGCUGCUUCUAUACGCAAGAAAGCCACUGAAGUUGGGGCUAAAGUGGAUGCCUUACAAACCGCUGUCCAUGCAUCACCAGAAGAUAACUCACGGGUGUUGCUUUCAGAGAAACCUGAUUUGAACAAGUUCCCAGAAAAUUCUGAUGAAGAGUGAUCAAAACAAGAUCGUUGAUUAGCAGUUAUAAUUAACUGUCUGUAUCUUUUUUUUUAAUAAGUCUAUCAAGAUCUUUUUGGUUAGCCAAGGCGCAUAUGUAGCCGGAGAAAAAUUUCUGGCAGAAAAGAAAUUAAGUCGUAGUUGAAUCAGUACGUAUCAGUAAUAGAUACUGUCAAAAAUGAGUUCUAGUGAUGAUGAUCGAUCACUGGUAACUGGUAAGCUGUAACAAAUUAAAUUGAAGUGAGCUAAACUGUUUAGUGAAUAGUUAUUUUAGUUUAGUUAGUUAGUCAGCAAGUUUUAAUUCUGUGUUUGUCUUGUCCUUUAGCAGUGUUGUGUGAUAUGUUUGUACCGUUGUAAUAAUUCCAAAUUAAGAGCUGUGAUGAUGAGGGGAGGAAGAAGAAUGGCCAUGGAAGGUGGGGAUAUAAAGAAACAGCCAUGGCCUACCUUUCCCUCUCUUAACAGCGAUGAAGCUAGCGUAAUUUGAAGUUUCCAAGCAAAAGAAAUCAAGUAGAUAAGGAGAUAAGGCAAGAGCUUGGGCACCAAGCUGUGGCACUUGUGACGUGCCUGUGGACACCACAAAGCACAAUGACAUACACACUGCUGUAUGAGAGCAAGUGGUCCUUAAUCAGAAGGUGGUCGCCUUCAUGGGAUGGUGGAAAGCUUACGAAAGGUUGUUUGCUGGAAGUUGAUGGGGGUGAUGAAAGCCAAAGGUGGGCGGUGAGUGGGUUCUUAGUUUCCUUCUUUUCUAGUAUAUGUUUUUUAAUUUGUUGUUUGCUUUGGCUAUACAUGCAUUUAGCUCUAGCUGCUGUCAAAUGCUGGUGCAUGUGGAGGCCUUGCCUGUGAAGUGUGCGAGGACCAUUUAUAUAUAAUAUAUGAUAGGGUUUCCCUCAA
This is a messenger RNA of Populus nigra (black poplar), 1566 nucleotides long. Its product is annotated as ethylene-responsive transcription factor RAP2-1-like. The transcript has 2 exons. Gene Ontology annotation, biological process: regulation of DNA-templated transcription. The record is from RefSeq and is a predicted model, not a curated record. Gene Ontology annotation, molecular function: DNA binding; DNA-binding transcription factor activity. The coding region runs from base 208 to 675 and encodes 155 amino acids. Lineage: Eukaryota; Viridiplantae; Streptophyta; Magnoliopsida; Malpighiales; Salicaceae.